Messenger RNA from Dothidotthia symphoricarpi CBS 119687, 964 nucleotides. RefSeq lists its product as uncharacterized. The record is from RefSeq and is a predicted model, not a curated record. Lineage: Eukaryota; Fungi; Ascomycota; Dothideomycetes; Pleosporales; Dothidotthiaceae. Bases 149 to 661 code for a protein of 170 amino acids. The transcript has a single exon.
GUUCCACCUACAUUGCAUAUUUCACCCGCAUGCUGGGUCUCCAUACUGCCAGGCUCAUCAUCAGAUAUUAGCAGACGUAAUUGUUACCAAGCAUCCGCAGCUGAACAAGCUCGACCGUAUCGCAGACGUCAAACACAUCAUUAAGGCUAUGGGCUUGUUUUAUAUGCUAGGCAUUCCUCAUGGCGCCGGCGCCGGCACUGGCACUGGCACUGGCACCGACAACGACUACCAAAAAAGUGUGGACGUCGUUGAAGACAUGACCCUCUCCGGAUUGGAGAAGCUCUGUCUGAUUCAGUCGCUGUACAGGGACCCUACGUGUACGCUAUGGGCGAUUGACGUCGAGUUUACGACAGUCAAGUAUGCUGACCCAGUGCCCUAUACUCUCACGAUUCGGGAUGCUAGGUCUAAAGCCGUUGUCAUCUGCACCAACAUCGACCACGAUUCAAUUCUGCUCACAGACUUGGAGGACCGUAUCAGAGAGCAUUGGGCUGACGCGGCUGGGUUCAACGAAGCCAGCUUUGUCAUACCGCACUUUGCCAAAGCCCUCCCUGCACGCACAUACUAUGCGGACGACAGAACUGAUGGCAUAUCCCUCAACGCAGUAGGCGACAUGAUGAGGGCAGCUGGAUGGGAUUCAAACACACACAAAAUUAUUUGCUGAUAUAGCGGUCUUGACAUGAACGUUGCUCGGCGAGCUCUCAAAGGCAUCAAUACUUUGCUCGGCCGUUCGUCGACCGCUUCGCUUGCCUCACAGCUUGGUUCCGACAAUGUUCCAGUCUUUCAGCCGUUCAAUCUCGGCCCGUUUGUUAAGAGCAACACAACCCUGGUGAGUGGGAGGUUGGGGUACGUAUAUCGGUCGUUGUUUCCCGACUCACCACUGAACAUGCACGUCUCGGAUAAUGAUACCUUGGCGAUGUGUCGUAUCCUUGAGUGGGUUGAUGCAAACUUCAAGGGCUGAACAUAC